Molecule: messenger RNA, 561 nt
Organism: Cotesia congregata
Lineage: Eukaryota; Metazoa; Arthropoda; Insecta; Hymenoptera; Braconidae
Source: the annotation of a GenBank genome assembly
AUGUGUCAUUAUUGUAUUAAAUAUAAUUACUCUUUUUUAAUCUUGAUUUUCGUAAAUAUCGCCAGUGGUUCAAAAGUCAAAAAUGUUACUUUGGCGGUCGGCAGACACAUUAGAUCAAUUACUUAUCCGCAGGGCAGUGGAAUGGGGAUAUUUUUCGCAAUUAGCGUUCCGCUAGAUCUGCCAGAAAAGUCCGUAUCAAUGGCGUUUUACUUUGAAGCGAAUUACCGACUGCCAAAUGAUAAAAAUCUGACAGAUUGUUACGAGUGUUAUCAAGAAGAGAACAUAAACCGUAAAUUUACUUACGAUAUUAUUGAAAGUAAAUUAGAAAGUGCCGGGUAUCCCGGUCGAAAGUGUCUAUUGAGAGCGAUUUGUGAAGCUGCGUUGAAUCCUGUCACCGGAAAUGGUUUAGUCGGCGAUAUUAUUCACAUUCUUUUCACGCCGUCGAGCUCCAAAGAGGAAAACUUGUCACAAGAAAUUGUCGAUGCUGAAAGUAAUUGCAGUUGUACGGAUUAUGAUUGUCCUAUGAGCUUACUCGAUAUUAUAAGUCACUAUAUUCAUUAA